AUGACCCCCCGCUUCUCCCCCCACUCCACAACCGUGGUCUUCCUCCUCGGCGGGCCCGGCAGCGGCAAAGGCACACAAUCCACCAACCUCGUGCGCGACUACGGAUUCACCCACCUGUCCGCCGGCGACCUGCUCCGCGCCGAGCAGAUCCGCCCGGGCAGCGAAUACGGCGAGCUGAUCCGGUCUUAUAUCCGGGAGGGCCAGAUUGUUCCGAUGGAGAUCACGGUGGCGCUGUUGUCGAAUGCGAUGGCCGCAGCCGCGAGCGAAGCAGCAGCAGCAGCAGCAGCAGCAGCAGCAGCAACAAGCAGCGCCAGCGAUGAACAAGAAAAAGAAGAACAAAACGUCGAUGCGAGAGCGAAACGAUUCCUCAUCGAUGGCUUCCCGCGACAACUCGACCAGGCCGUGUUCUUCGAGGCAACCGUGUGUCCCAGCGACUUCACGCUGUUCCUUGACUGCCCCGAGCAGGUGAUGGAGGCGCGGCUGCUGAAGCGCGGCGAGACCUCCGGGCGCGACGACGACAACGCCGACUCGAUCCGGAAGCGGUUCCGCACGUUUGUGCAGACCAGUAUGCCUGUGGUCGAGGCCUUUGCGGGCCAGGACAAGGUGGUUUCGGUUUCGGCUGUGGGCGGGGUGGAUGAGGUUUAUGCGAGGAUUCGGGGGGCUUUGGAGGGGAGGGGGGUUAUGGCUGUUUAA
This is a messenger RNA of Aspergillus ochraceoroseus IBT 24754, 693 nucleotides long. RefSeq names its product uridylate kinase ura6 (gene ura6). Gene Ontology annotation, cellular component: nucleus; cytoplasm. The record is from RefSeq and is a predicted model, not a curated record. The transcript has a single exon. Bases 1 to 693 code for a protein of 230 amino acids. Lineage: Eukaryota; Fungi; Ascomycota; Eurotiomycetes; Eurotiales; Aspergillaceae. Gene Ontology annotation, biological process: UDP biosynthetic process; 'de novo' pyrimidine nucleobase biosynthetic process; CDP biosynthetic process. Gene Ontology annotation, molecular function: ATP binding; UMP kinase activity.